AUGUGGAACAUGAUCCAGGCUGCUGUGACCACAGCCAGGAUGCUGUGUGGUGAAGAGCCUGACUGCAGUCACAGCUACUCUCCAGGGGACCCUCUGGACAAGGCAGAAAUCCCAUCAGGAUCAAGUGGGUGGAGCUUCAGGACUGAGCAGAUGCUGCUUUCUGAUUGGACACUGGGAGUUGGCCAAGGCUCCAGCACACUGAGCACCAUGUCCCUGCCCACACUGCGGCAGCUGGCCAUGCAGAGCCUGCUAGAGGACCAGGCCUUGGCCAUCUCUGCUCUGGACGUCCUUCCCUUGGAUCUCUUCUCCACGCUGUUCAGAGAGGUGGUUGCCAAGAGACGCAUGGAGGUGCUGAAGGCCAUGGUGCAGGCCUGGCCCUUUGCCUGCCUCCCCCUGGGGGCCCUGGUGGGCUCAGUUGACCUGGAGAUCUUACAAGUCACCCUGGAGGGCCUUGAUGUGCUGCUUGAGCAGGGAGCGGGGCCCAGAUGCAAACUGCAAGUGUUAAAUCUGCAGAAUAUGUCCCUGAACAUCUGGACCUCAGGGUACAUAGCAAUGUCUCAAGCCUGCUCAGCAGCAGCCCUGACUGACAAGCCAGCAGCCAAUCACUGUGCAGCCCUGAGGGAGGAGCCCCCCUUCAGGAUAUUCAUGGAUGUCACCAUCAGUGAUGGCCCCUGGGAUUGUGUGCUGGCCCACGUGCUCCGGUGGGUGGAGACAAGAAGAGACCAGGUUCAGCUGUGCUCUAAGAAGCUGCAGGUUCUGUUUGCCUCCACCUCUGGCUCCACCUCUCAAAUACAAAGCACUCUUGGAGUGCUUCAUCUGGACUCCAUCCAGGAGCUGGUUGUGGAUGAUUUCUGGCAUCACAAAACACUGGAAAGUAUGGUUCCUUAUCUGACCCAGAUGAAGAACCUUCGCAAGCUUUCUCUGGCUAAGAUGAAAAUGGAAUGUUGUUCUUGUGUUGUGGUGAAUUUACACAGAUACUUGUCCCAAAACCUGCUGCAGGGAAAUCAUCAAGUUAAUGAACGAGAAGGCUUCUUCCCUCAUGAGAACCUGGAGAAGGUCUUCAGGACCCUCAAGCCUCUGACCACUCUGUCUUUGAUUUCAAGUCCACUGAAUGAAGCAGACCUGAGGUGUCUGUCCCUGUGUCCCUCCACCAGUCAGCUCAAGUACCUGCGUCUCAGGACCAUAUAUUUGGGUCAAUGGAGUCCUGGGCCCCUCCGAGCUCUGCUGGAGAGAGUGUCUGGCACCCUGGAGGCCCUGGCCUUAGAGCACUGUGGGAUCACUGAGGCCCAGCUCUCUGCCAUCCUGCCCGCCCUGAGCCAAUGCUCCCAGCUGAGCUUCUUUAGCAUCUAUGGUAACCGCAUGUCCUUGGCUGCCCUGCAGAACCUGCUGAGCCACACAGCCAGGCUGAGGCCAUUGCAGCGAGGGCUGUAUCCGGCCCCUGUGGAGAGCUAUGACCACGAAUGUUUGUUGUAUGGAUGCAGAGUCAACAGGGAGAGAUUUGCCCAGUGUCAGGACGGUGAUGUGGGAUGUUCUACUCACCAUGGGCUCCUGUGUCCUGUCUUCUCAAAAAGAAAUCUGAGUGGUGUGCAUUCAGCCUGGGAGGAACAAGAGAGAAUUUCUGUUUCCUGAAUGGUUGUAUGGAAA
Dipodomys spectabilis (banner-tailed kangaroo rat) is the source of this 1644-nucleotide messenger RNA. RefSeq names its product PRAME family member 8-like. Gene Ontology annotation, cellular component: cytoplasm. The record is from RefSeq and is a predicted model, not a curated record. Bases 1 to 1629 code for a protein of 542 amino acids. The transcript has 6 exons. Lineage: Eukaryota; Metazoa; Chordata; Mammalia; Rodentia; Heteromyidae.